This is a messenger RNA of Setaria italica (foxtail millet), 1518 nucleotides long. RefSeq names its product probable LRR receptor-like serine/threonine-protein kinase At4g36180. The transcript has 2 exons. NCBI's taxonomy places the organism in Eukaryota, Viridiplantae, Streptophyta, Magnoliopsida, Poales, Poaceae. Gene Ontology annotation, molecular function: protein binding. The coding region runs from base 1 to 1518 and encodes 505 amino acids. The record is from RefSeq and is a predicted model, not a curated record.
AUGACUGCUGCUGCUGGAGGGGUGUCCGGUGCAGCAACGUUACUGGCCAUGUGCUCGAGCUUCGUCUCCGAGCCCUGCCUGUCCCCUGCGAUCUCAGUUACGAUGACGAUGAUGAUAACAUCCUUGGUGGCCCCGAUGACUUCGACGACAAAAGUCACAAAACCUCUAUGUUUUGAUGGAGCAACAGCUCUGCAAUUCCAGAUAGCUCCUCUGCUCUCUCUGGAGCGCCUGGAGCAUCUCGAUCUCAGCUGGAACGGCUUUCAGGAGGGAUCACCAAGGCUGCCGGGGAGCUUGAGAUACCUGAACCUCUCCAACACGGGGCUCGGAGUCGGCGGCGAUGCCGGUAUGGUCCUCUAUCAGCUCGGUAUCAGUAAUCUUUCAAGACUUCAAUAUCUCGACCUUUCCAACACUUGGCUUGAGGGUGUGGUGCCUCCUCAGCUCAGUAAUCUCUCAAACCUUGAAUAUCUCGACAUCUCCAAGAUUGGGUUCGACGGUGUGCUGCCUCCUCAGCUCGGUAAUCUUUCGAAGCUUCAGUAUCUUGACAUUUCCGGCAACGACAGGAUGAACUCCUCGGAUAUGUCAUGGGUAGAACAACUGCAGUGGUUAGGGUACCUUGAUUUGGGGAAAGUAGACCUCAGCAAAGCAUCCAAUUGGGCUCAUGCCGUGAACAUGGUCCCUUCACUCAGGGUUCUUGUUCUUUCUGACUGCAAGCUUGCAUGUGCAAACCAGUCGCUCCCAUACGAACUACGUAUCUUAGAUCUAGCCAGCAAUCUUUUGGAGGGAGAAUUUCCUCAAUGCUCUGGGACGAUGUCACAAAGGAGUGCUCUUAUUUUAAGUAAGAACAACCUCUCUGGCAUGUUCCCAUCUUUUCUGCAAGACUGCACACAGCUGGGGCUCCUAGAUCUAUCAGGGAACAAGUUCACUGGAAGGUUACCUAUCUGGAUUGGGGACUUGAUGGAAUUACAGUAUCUAAGUCUAAGCAAUAAUUUGUUCUACGGGAACAUUCCUUUCACCAUUACAAAUCUUGGGAAACUUCAUGAUUUGAAUCUCGCAGGCAAUAGUUUAUCAGGAGCGAUACCUUGCCGUUUGUCAAAUUUGACGGCGAUGGCAGGAUAUGGUAAGCAUGAUGGUGGUGAGCAAGAUUGGUACUUUGAUACAUCUCCAAGUAUGUUAUCUGUUCUGACAAAGGGCCAAGAACUUCAUUAUGGUGGUUUUGCACUUCCCAGCAUGGUGAGCAUUGACUUGUCAUCAAACCACUUAAUUGGUGGAAUUCCAGAAGGAUUAUCUUCUCUUGAGCUUUUAAAAAAUUUAAAUUUGUCAAGGAAUUACUUGAAUGGAAAAAUUCCAGAUAAGAUUGGCUCCAUGCGAUCAUUGGAAUCACUUGACCUCUCAAGCAACAAGUUUUCAGGGGAGAUCCCACAAAGCCUGUCAAAUUUGUCAUAUUUGAGCUACUUGAACCUGUCAUACAACAAUCUAUCAGGAAGAAUACCAUCAGGAUCACAACUUGACACCCUUUAA